Coregonus clupeaformis (lake whitefish) is the source of this 2704-nucleotide messenger RNA. RefSeq names its product linker for activation of T cells (gene lat). The record is from RefSeq and is a predicted model, not a curated record. The transcript has 13 exons. The coding region runs from base 380 to 1114 and encodes 244 amino acids. Lineage: Eukaryota; Metazoa; Chordata; Actinopteri; Salmoniformes; Salmonidae.
AACAGGUCGUACAGACAGAAGGGUGCAUCGAGGAAGGCACCUAUGUCACGCUGCUAUAGUCAAGAUUCCUUACAGUUCACUGAAAGAGAGGAAAACCCAGAGUGGACAAAAAGAACAGAUAGUUUUAAAUAGAGUUGCAUGUGGUAGGAUAGGGAUUUGAGCAACAGACAGGUAUGGUAUACUGUAGAUCAGAUGCAUCCAAAAUGGCACAUCUCACAGUAUAGCUGACGACUGAGCUGGUCUGGGGAUUGGAUUGCGGUCAACUCGGCCUGAACUCAACCUCCGGUUUAGAACCAAUCUCAUUGACCACCUGGCAGAUCAUCAGCGACCUACGACUUAACGCUCUGUUGGGAAUCUACACAACACGUGCCAGACAGUGAUGGAGGUGUCUGUGCAGCUGUAUGUGUCGCUGUUGAGUGGAGCGGUCCUCCUGUCACUCAUCCUGUUGACUGGCCUGUGUCUCAGCUGCAGAAGACACAACCUCCCUACGUCCAUUCAGCAGCGUUACAGUGAGGAUUACACUCAACACACCCCAGGAUUCGGGUUGGCCCACCCACCAUACAACCCCUCUGCUGCCACAAGCUGGGGCGCUCCCCCUUCCAGCCUCCUUUCACCCAUUUCACCACAGAUCGGUGUGAGACCGAACUCUGUCACCCCAAUUGAAAAUGAGAGUAAUGACGGCUAUGAGACUCCAGGAGAAGAGUAUGUCAACGUGGACGACUAUGAACCAGGAUCAGGCUACCUAAUAGUGUUACCAUCAGAUCCGACUGGGUCUCUGCGUCAUUCCAAUCAAUGUCUCAUCUCCAAAAGCUCCCAAGUUACAGAAAACAGUAGCGCAGAUGGCAAUAGGAAUGGCAACGUGGAAAAGAGUGAUGACAGUGAUGAAGGCAGCAAUGACUAUGUCAAUACUAAAGAAAACAGUGGCGCGGAGGACAAUAUGAAUACCGAUAGGAAUGGCAACGUGGAAAAGAGUGAUGACAGUGAUGAAGGCAGCAAUGACUAUGUCAAUACUAAAGAAAACAGUAGCGCAGAUGGCAAUAUGAAUGGCAACGUGGGAAAGAGUGACGACAGUGAUGAAGAUGACAAUGACUAUGUCAAUACUAAAGAUUUGUGAAGCCUCCCCAUCAUGUAGCAGAUUCUGACGGGGAGGGAAUUGAUGAGUCAAUCGACUGCUGGAUUUAUAUCAUGAGUGCAACCAAGUUUCAGUCAAAGGGAAGACUACACAGCGUAGCUAACAUCUACAUAGGGGUUCUGCAAUAUGGACAAGAGCACUGUGCAACUCACUGCUGUGGCUGAUGUAACAUUUCAAAGACCUUAAUCUCAUCCACCAGGCGUCUCUCUCUGAACUGUUCUGUAACAAUUAAGGCCUAGGGACGACAUGUUCUAAGAUUUAUUGUAUGGCUUGUGUGGUGUAGGGCAAAUGCCUUGGAACACAUCUCUUGGUGCCCCAGCUGCUUGAGUGUGAGCUACCAGCUAUAACCAUAAUUAUGUUUGUUUUUUAAAAUAUAUUUUUAAGCUUUUUCCUGACUACUGAAGAGAGAAAGGAUGACAGUGGAGAAAGAGGUUGUGUCGAAGGGCAGUAGGCCGGAUUUGAACCUAUGUCGACAUCGUAGACAUGCUGAAGUAUGGAUUUGCUGACGACUCCUGAGAAUGUUCGUUCUAGUUUACUCAUUUUCUCUUAGCUGUAUUUAUCUUUUUACUGUGGAGUCAACAUGUUAACUACAUUCAAAUCUGGUUUUAUAGUUGUUCAAGUCACUUUUGUCACAAUAUAAUAAAUGCUUUGCCAUAAUCUAUAGCCCUAUUCGGACAGGAUAAGGUAAUGUGGACAAGCACAAAUCACCACAUCCGUCAUUUUUGUCCCGUCCAUGUCAUUAUUUUUAUUAUUAUUAUCCCAGCCCUAAAAACCAAAUGUUUUUCAGCAAACUCCCAGGUCAUCUGAUAAUACUUAUCCCGUGCGAAUUGUCAUCCCUGUGUUUUGAGGGAUAUUACUGAGUUUAACAGGUGCUGCACCCAGUUUGGGUAAGAACAUGGGAACAAGUUAAUGCUUAAAACAAAGUGCUAUGCAUGUAGCCCACAGAUGAAUGAUCUGUUUUGUUACAUCAACUUUCCUAGUGCCAUACUUCUCUUUUAAAAGAUGAAGUGGACGAUAUUGUGCCAAUGAAUUGAUAAAUUGCCAAAUACGUCAGGUAAUUAAAUGUCUGCAUAAGUUACAGUUCAUGGUUCUUAUUGAUAUGCAUUUUAUUUAGACUUUCUCCGAACUGAAGGCCAUUAGGUCAAUAUUAGGCUAUCCCUAGAUAUUUGCAAUAUCUUCAUGCCUAGAAGAACCUCCAGGCUUCCGUCAUAACAGUCCAUUUUGUUCCGUCAUAACAGUCCAUUUUGAAUGACCCACCCCCAAAAAAUAUUUUGGGGCAGUUUGGUAAAACUAAUCCCAUCCGAAUCAUCUACUGGAAAAACGGACAUGCUGGGGUAAUAAUUACAUAGCCGACGUGCGAAUAGGGGCUUAUGAACCAUUUAUGUGUGAUGUUUUCUGAAUGCAUUGUAGCCAAUAUGUUAUAGCAAGAUUGGGUGAUGCGCCAUGGGUGGCAUAGAGUUUACUAUUAAAGAUUAGUGGUUCAAAUCAGUUAUUUUCAUGGUAAAAUCAGUAUACUGAUCAUUCACCAAAAUGCUUGUGUUUAUACCUUUAAAUAAAUCUAAAUGAACAAGA